GUCUGCAGGUGUCUGUUGGAGUGUUUGGUAUCUGUUGGUUUCAGGCACACCACAAUGUGGACACCACAAUGAAGUAGGAGUAGGAUGAUUGGAUGUGGUUUUGAGAAAUUAGACAUGAAAUGCAACAAGGGGUCAUACUGGGAGAAAUAGUAGCAGACGGACAGUGACCGAGGUGUUCCAGAAUACAGAAGGCUGACCAAGAGAGUCCAUGGCAGAGCUGACCAUGAACAGAUUAGCGCUCCUAUAUUUCUGCUUAUAUGCAGCAGCCUCACUAAUUGAUGGGAAGCCCAGCAGGAGAACAGAGAAGCCCAGGAGCUCCAAACCCGUGGUAGCAGCUGAUUCACCUGAACUGGAUGAUACUGAUGAUGCUCUCCUCCCUGUUUGGGUGAGUAGUGCUGUGUGUAUGUGUGUGUGUGUCUGUCGUUCUGUCUGUCUUGCAGGUGGCAGAGGGCAGUGCUCUGUGAAUGGGAUGUCCCUGUUUGACAGGGCCAUGUGGUCGCCUCAGCCCUGCUCCGUGUGCCAGUGUCAGAGGGGAACUGUCAGCUGUCACCCUGUCCCCUGCAGCGGUUCAAAUAGCCAGCAGACAGUGGCUCCCAAAGCCAAGAAACCCUCCCCUAAUGCAGAGAAGAAAGAGGGGAUCCCAAAACAGAAGAAGAGUCUCCAAAGGACAUCAGAAGAAGGAGGAGCAGCACAUCAGAAGAAGGAGGAGCAGCAUGUUACUCCAGCGAAAGCGGUUGCUGUUAUGAAAUCCGUGGCCACCCAGAACAAAAAGCAAGAAGUAGCGGUAAAGAAACAGGAAGUGGCUGUGAAGAAACAAAAAGUGGCUGUGAAGAUACAGAAAGUGUCUGUGAAGAAACAGGAAGUGGCUGUGAAAAUAAAAGUCAGGAAGACCGAGGUCCCCAUGGCUAAGAGGCGUAACCCGACGAUAACCAAAGACAGCCUUCCGUACCUUCCCUACGAUGACAAUGACAAUGAUAAUCAUGAUGACCAUGACCACAGCGAACAUGACGAUAAUGACGACGAUGACGAUUACAUCAUCAGGGCCACCGGAAAACCCACCAUGAGGUUGGCACCAAUGGGGAGACCAGUCACCAUGGCGACUGGCCGACUGGCUACUACCACCACUAGGAAACCCAUGGCGAGGGCACCGGGGCCGGGACGUGCUGUAGUCACAUUCCCCAGGAGACACAGCAUCAUGGAGUCUCUCCCUGCUGGCUGCCUACUCUCUGAGUCUCUGAUCGCCUGUGGCAGCACUGGCAUGGUCCACAUCCCUAUCCUCUCAGACCAGGGGGUCAAGACCCUCUAUCUGGCAGACAAUAAGAUCAGUAAGAUCCCUCCCCGGGCGCUGGCUGGGCUGCCCAACCUGGAGUGGCUGGACCUGAGCAAGAACAAGCUGGACGACUCCGCCAUUAGCACUGACCUGUUCCAGAACCUGACCAAGCUGAGGAGGCUGAAUCUAGAUGGCAACAAUCUGACCAAAGUCCCCUCAUUUCUACCGCCGUCCCUGGUGGAGCUGAAGAUCAAUGACAACAAGAUCCUGGGUCUCACACCUAGCAGCUUUAAAGGUUUGUCCAAACUGCUGACACUCGAGCUCGAGGACAACCACUUCCACGAUGGGAAUGUGUCACCUUUGACCUUCCGGCCCCUCAAGAAACUCAUCUAUCUGCGACUGGAAGACAACAAGUUCCGGGCCAUCCCCUCGGGGCUUCCUGUGACCCUGCAGACACUUCACUUGUCGGAUAACAGAAUAGAAGAGGUGCAUGAGGGGAUCCUCAACAAGACCGUAAACCUCAGGUUUCUGGAUCUCAGUCAUAAUAGGAUCCGGGAGGACCGCAUAGCCCCAAGGGCCUGGAUACACCUGUUAAAGUUGGAGUCAUUGGACCUGUCGCACAAUAAGCUGGUGCAUGUCCCUUCCUUCCUCCCUGUGGGCCUACAGCAGCUCCACCUGCACCACAACCAGAUCGAGCGGAUCCCUGGCUACGUGUUUGGCCACAUUAAACCGGGACUGGAACUUCUUCACCUGUCCCACAACAGGCUGGACAACAACGGCAUUGAUGAUGUGUCCUUCCUGGGCCUGUACAACUCUCUGACUGAACUCCUGCUGGACCACAACCAGCUUCACUCCAUCCCUAGGGGGCUACUGAAGCUCAAGAUUCUGCAGCUCCUUCGCCUCAACCACAACGUUAUCAGAUACGUUCCUCUGAACUCUCUGUGUGACACACGCCUGAGCGAUGACUCACCCCUAGUCUCCGUUCACCUGGAGUACAACCUGAUUGACCGGCGCCUUAUCCCACCCAUCGCCCUCUCCUGCAUCAAGACCUACCACAGCAUCAUACUACAGCCCCAGAGUCAUGAGGAAGAUUACCAACAUGAAGAUUACUAGUACCCCCCUUCCUCACCUCCAUCCUUCCUUUUCACCCCUCUCUCCCACCCCCUGUCAGUUUGUCCUGGGUUACACCUUGUCAGCGUUUCUCAUUACAUCAUUUCCUCUGAGUCCGUCUCUGAUUGUCUUCUUCUCUGAUGAGUUGUGAUUAGGUUAGUCAGACUUCUGAUACCCAAGCGUUAUGAAACAGGUGAAAUUAGACUUCUAUCCUAAAUCUGACCAUAUUCCUAGGGCAAUGUUUAUGCAACCAGCCCUUUGUCAGUGGGCUUCAUUAUCACAAUGAAUGAGAAAGAUUAUGUGUGUGUCUUUGUCCUGUUUUAAAAGCUACAUUCUGUAAAGCAGUUCUAGGUUUUACUUAUGACUUUAAUCUUGCUUGAUACAGUAGCAUGUAUCGAAAUAAAAAUGAUGUGUGGUUACCAAGGGAGAUCCAGGUAGCUACUUGGCAGUAGUGAGAGCCAAAAGAUGUCCAGGUGCCCUUUAUACUACACUCACUGUUGUAUGUACACCUGUUUCAACUUUGUGACAAACUUGUGUAAUGAGAAAUUGUGAAAAUAAAAAUUAUUGAAUAAUUGCUAGUCAUUGUCUAUGGUAACUG
Coregonus clupeaformis (lake whitefish) is the source of this 2978-nucleotide messenger RNA. Its product is annotated as extracellular matrix protein 2-like. Gene Ontology annotation, molecular function: heparin binding; collagen V binding; protein binding. Gene Ontology annotation, cellular component: extracellular matrix. Lineage: Eukaryota; Metazoa; Chordata; Actinopteri; Salmoniformes; Salmonidae. The record is from RefSeq and is a predicted model, not a curated record. The coding region runs from base 209 to 2383 and encodes 724 amino acids. Gene Ontology annotation, biological process: positive regulation of cell-substrate adhesion; extracellular matrix organization. The transcript is spliced from 11 exons.